Molecule: messenger RNA, 1674 nt
Organism: Peromyscus leucopus (white-footed mouse)
Lineage: Eukaryota; Metazoa; Chordata; Mammalia; Rodentia; Cricetidae
Gene: Cideb
Product: cell death inducing DFFA like effector b
Exons: 5
Coding region: 250-909 (219 amino acids)
Biological process (GO): apoptotic process; regulation of apoptotic process
Source: RefSeq, a predicted model, not a curated record
CAACACAUCUCUAAAGAGAGACGCAAACAAGGCACUUCCACCACCCCACACAGGCUCCUCCUCCUAGACUUUGUUCCUAUUACUUAUCAGGCUAGGGGGGCAGAGUCCAGGCUUGACUCACCUCUCACUUCAUCAGGGCUAAGAUCUCAGCUUUAUACAGAAACAAGAUUUCAGCCUCAGAACAACAGAGAGAGACACACACAGCCCCAAAGCCACAGGGAGGCAGCUCACUUACUCGAUCCCUCUACCAUGGAGUACCUUUCAGCCUUGAACCCCAAUGGACUGCUGAGGUCAGUAUCCACUAUGGGCUCUGAAAUUGGCCGUAGGGUCUGGAACUCAGCUCCACCACCUCAGCGACCCUUCCGUGUCUGUGAUCACAAGCGGACGGUCCGGAAAGGACUGACUGCUGCCACCCGCCAGGAGCUACUAGAUAAGGUACUAGAGACCCUGCUCUUAAGCGGAGUGCUAACACUGGUCCUGGAGGAGGAUGGGACCGCCGUGGAGAAUGAGGACUUCUUCCAGCUGCUCGAGGAUGACACAUGUCUGAUGGUGCUAGAGCGAGGACAGAGCUGGAGUCCCAGGAGUGGGAUGUUGUCAUACGGCCUAGGACGGGAGAAGCCAAAACACAGCAAGGACAUCGCCCGAAUCACCUUUGAUGUGUACAAGCAAAAUCCUCGAGACCUCUUCGGCAGCCUCAACGUCAAAGCUACCUUCUACGGGCUCUAUUCCAUGAGCUGUGAUUUUCAAGGAGUUGGACCCAAAAAAGUGCUCAGGGAGCUCCUUCGCUGGACUUCCUCACUGCUGCAAGGCCUGGGUCAUAUGCUGCUGGGGAUUUCAUCUACCCUGCGCCACGUGGUGGAGGGCGCCGAGCGGUGGCAGUGGCAGAAGCAGACUCACCUCCAUUCAUAAUGAAAAAGUGACGGGAGCCGGUGCCCCGAGACCGCUCCCAUGAGACACGUGAGAGCUAUACGGCAUCAACAGAUUUGGGGUCUGCAGUGUACCCUAGGUAACUCACCUGACUCCAUCGUAACAGAACCUCUCAGCACACUGCCUUGGUCCUGUAGCCUGCACAUUCCUGAAGGAUGCUGCCUAUCUUACCUCCAUCCAUCUCCUGCCCUCUACUUAUCCUGCAGAACCACAACCUUGUCCCCUGGCAUGCUGAUCCCGCCAUAACUGCUGCUACAUCCAGGUUCUCACUGAUCCCUAUCCCUAAGACCCUGCACACCAAUGACUCAGUCCCCAGGUUCUCACUGAUCCCUAUCCCUAAGACCCUGCACACCAAUGACAGUCCCCAGGUUCUUACUGAUCCCUAUCCCUAAGACCCUGCACACCAAUGACUCAGUCCCCAGGUUCUCACUGAUCCCUAUCCCUAAGACCCUGCACACCAAUGACAGUCCCCAGGUUCUCACUGAUCCCUAUCCCUAAGACCCUGCACACCAAUGACACAGUCCCCAGGUUCUCACUGAUCCCUAUCCCUAAGACCCUGCACACCAAUGACAGUCCCCAGGUUCUUACUGAUCCCUAUCCCUAAGACCCUGCACACCAAUGACUCAGUCCCCAAGUUCUCACUGAUCCCUGUCCCUAAGACCCUGCACACCAAUGACACUGUCCCUAGCUUUACCUUGAGCUACCUUUCCCCGGAAAAUAAAAAUAUUACAAAGAAAAAUACAAAAA